Panicum hallii is the source of this 1615-nucleotide messenger RNA. Its product is annotated as translation initiation factor IF-2-like. The record is from RefSeq and is a predicted model, not a curated record. Gene Ontology annotation, biological process: regulation of DNA-templated transcription. Bases 142 to 1344 code for a protein of 400 amino acids. The transcript has 5 exons. Gene Ontology annotation, cellular component: nucleus. Lineage: Eukaryota; Viridiplantae; Streptophyta; Magnoliopsida; Poales; Poaceae. Gene Ontology annotation, molecular function: sequence-specific DNA binding; DNA-binding transcription factor activity.
CGAACCGAAGCGGUUGAGCAAGCGAACGGGUGCAAGUGCAACCUCUCUUCUUGCUUCUUAUUCUUAGGAACCAUCCCUCUCCGAUCCAUCGAUGCAAGGGCACCGCGAGUAGCUGGCUCGGAGCACCCCCGCGCGCGAGCCAUGUCUGACGACAGCGACGGGCAGCGGCAAUGCCGCCGGGGCGUCACCGGCGACGUCGAGCUCGACGCCGCCAUGGCGCUGGCCGACAUGGCCGGCGCCGAGACUCAGCCGCGGCCGGGGGCGACGCCGCACCACCGACCUGCUGCCGCCGCCGCUCCUCACCAGGCGGCGGCCGAGGACGAGGAGGAGCUGGCGAGCACGCGGCUGAGCCUCGAGCUGGGCAAGGUCGGCAUCCAGUCCGCGUCCCCCUGCUGCUCCAGCAGCUCCAGCGCCGGCCACCCGCACCCCGCGCACCACCACCAACAUCACCAACCGCACGCCGUGCCCGCGCCGGCCGCCGCGGCGACGGGGUACGGCCCCCGGCCCCGCCACAUGCUCACCGAGGCCGAGAAGGAGGCGAAGCGGCUGCGGCGCGUGCUGGCCAACAGGGAGUCCGCCCGGCAGACCAUCCUCCGGCGCCAGGCCAUCCGCGACGAGCUCGCCAGGAAGGUCGCCGACCUCUCCUCGCAGAACGAGAACAUGAAGAAGGAGAAGGACAUGGUGAUGCAGGAGUACCUCUCGCUCAAGGAGGCCAACAAGCAGCUCAAGGAACAGGUGGCGAGGACGACCAAGGUGGUCCCGGCGACGACAGCGGCGGUGACCGCGGCGGUGCCCGUGCAGCAAGCGGCGGCGGAGGCCAUGGCGGCGGCUACGACGACGUCCCCGCCGGCGACGCCGCCGCGGCCGGGGUUCCUGUAUACGGCGGCGCCGCCGGUGCCCUACGUGUGGGGCUCGUGGCCCCCCGGGCCCGGGUACGAGCACCACCACGGCAGCCCGCCGCCGAUCUGCCUGCCGCCCUGCGCGUGGUACUACCCCGUCGUGGCGGACCCGCGCGGGUCGCCGUCCGCGUACCCGCAGCAUCAGCAGGCGCAGGCGGCGGCGGCGUUCCAGCCGGAGCCCGCGGGCAGCGGGGGCGGCGGGAGCCCGGCCGGCGGCGGCGCGACGGCCGAGGAGGACACCGAGGACGACCCCUGCUCGCUGACGCUCGGCCUCGACGUCGCCGACAAGCGGAGCGCGCCGAUCAGCAUCGACGCCCGCGGCGGCGCGGGGCCGAGCGACAGGGACAAGGAGGCCACGGCGGCGGAGGCCAGGAAGCGGAGGAAGGAGCUGAACAAGCUCAAGCACAUGCACGCCGCCGGCCGCCCCGGGGGCGAGCAGUGGUAGGCGGCAGGCGAUUGACAUACAGCGUGAAUGACAGGGCGUGCACUACGGCGGCAUUGGUGGCGGUGACUCCAUUGGUUUUCUCGGCGGCGAACUAAUAAACCUCGUGAUGAUCUGAUCUCUUCUUUGGAUCCAUUGCUUUCGUGUUUCUUUUGGUUUAGGUUAGGCAGGAAGAAGGAAGGUUUGCAUGCGUGCGUACGCAUUUGGUCGUGUCCUGAAGCCUCAAGGCAUUGGAGGAGAGAUGUUUUCUGUUUUUCGUAGUAUUCUUUGCUGU